AUGCAGACAGUCCCAAGUCUUGUUGGGACCGGCACCGUCGCUGCCGCUGCCGCUGCCGGCCUGGUCUUCGGCCAGCCCACCGAGUCACCCACGCCCUCGUCCCCCCGACCAUCCUCACCUCUGAAGAGGAAGUUGUUCUCCGACUUCAGCUUCGACAACCCGCGAUCGACACCCACCCCCCCACCUCUCUCGCCACCAGGGACCAGCUCCGCCCGCUAUCCCCAGCUUCUCGAAGAGGGCCCGAACGACCAGCAGCAUCCUUCACCACUGACAUCGAACCCGGUCAGCGCCGGUCCAACCCAGACCACCCCUCCCAAGUCCAACAGCCGCCGCUAUUCCACCAUACGUGCAAGCGAGGUGGCAGGCACUUCCGAAACUUCGCGGGAAUCUGAUGGAGUGCCGCCUAGCCAGCCGUUGCGGCCUCGAGCCUCGACAACAGGGCGACCGAACAAUGUGCCAUGGAGGUUGCAAGAGGCUUCCAGCUGGACGUCAUACUUCCACGCCCGGAGGGUGAGGAUUUCCAGACGGAAAACCGUCGUUACACCCAGCGUCGAGAGUAGCAGCCCGGUGGAGUUCCAACUACCAGGUACAAGGAUUCACAUGCGCCGCGGCAGCUUGUUGGCUGCGCCCUAUCUUGUGAACCCCCUGGUGAUUUCUGGCGACUCUUACAUGAUGGCACCGGUAGAACGUGAGCUAGAUUCGGCUCUGCCGGCGGAAGAUUCAGAUCAAUCGCGGCAGAGCCCGCAGGAAUCGAAAAAGUCGUCGGACCGACUGGAAAGGACACCAACCAAGGCAAGUCGGCGAUCUCUUUCGGCGCAAUUCGGUGCGUCUGGGGGCUGGAUUGCAAGAGCGGGCAGCCUACGCCGUCCCAAGAGGAAUUCUGUCGAGCACGCCGGAGGUAGGCGUUAUGCAUCGGAUCCAUCCUCCACUUCACCCAAGGCUACUCGGUCAAACGCAGCAAAGUCCGAUAUAGAGGCGCUCUUUACGCCCCCGUUGUCUGGACACAAAGAAACCAAAAACGCGGUCAAUUGGGUAUCACAGGAACAGAGGCGUGAUGCCUCAGCACCUAUUCCUCCCCUAUCACGGCUGUCAAGUUUCCAUCUUGACUUGUCUAAAGUGGGUCCAUCUCCUCCACACUCUGCCGGGACUCAGGCACCGAGCCCCAUCCAGGUCAGCCCGACAACUGCGCCUCAAGGGUCGGCGUUCACGUCUCACAGCAGAGCGGUCUCGAAGGAGGGCGCAUCCACUUUGGCCGGAUCUGAGAUGUCGGUGCCUGGCUUGGCCUCAGGGGACGACGACGACACAGAUUAUAAGAGUGACGCGGUUUUCGAUUCCUUCAGGACGCAUGAUUCGAACCAUGUCAGAGUAGUCGAGACCCCUCUGGAUUCGAUGUUUGACGAGUCACCUCUUGGGACAUUGGCCAAUGUUCAGGCGAAGAGGCUGUCCAUACAAGAGAUACUAGGACACAACUGGGACGGAGACACCAGGAUUAUGGAGGAGGACGAAGGGUCUUCGACUCCUAUCCGUGGAAUUCACGGCCCACACAUCGCUGGUAAUGGCACCGAUGCCGAUGACCGAGCCACUGAAAUCGCGAAAUUCCAGAUCUCAAUCGGCAAUAACGCCCGAAAUUUUGGCAGGCUUUCGUUGGAUACCACCGAUGACGACUAUGACUGGGCUAGAGACGACGAGGACAUUCUGAGCAAUCCACUUUCGCCGCCGACGAGCUCUGUCAACUCGCGAAGAGGCGUCAGUCCCCAACUGCGAUCAGCAUUGGCCAACAUCAGCGGCAAUGUCACCCCUAACUCCUACACGACCGGGGCCUCGACCGAGCGUCCCAGAAGCAAUGUAUUCGAUUGGAGCGAAACAUCCCAUGAGAAGGCCGAUGACAGCUUUGCUCGUCCGAGGACAGUUCACGGCAAACGGGAGCUAGAUCUGCGGGGAGGACGAACGGUGAUUCGACCAACGGCCCACGUCCGCAGUCAGAGUGUGCCUGUUGUUGAACCGGUGGACGCUGUCAAGGGUGCACCGAAGUUCGGUACAUGGGGCCUUAGUGCAAAGAAUGCUAGCGAAGACUGGGAUGACGACUUUGAGUUCGACGAGGCCAGCAACAGCGGCUCCGGCCCCAAGAAUCCUGCAACAACACUCUCCAUGAGUGUUCCUCCCUCGAUACAGACAGCACAGGCAACCGUCAAGGCACAUUCGGGCCACAUUCGAGAGCUGUCUCUGCUUGUCGACAGCCUCAAGCGCCUCUGUAGGCAAGGUCGGGAGCUGCACCUGCUGGAUGGACAGAGUGCCUUGUUGUGGAAGGAAGCAGAAAACAUCAUUGCUCUGGCAUCGCCGGACGACGAUGAAGUGGACGAGAACAAUACCGACCGAGACUCCUCUGAUUCCGAAUCUUUGGCUACUGAUGAUCGGUUCCUGGACGGUGGGUUUGACGCUGCCUCGUUGGACCGGGCCGAGGCCCCUGUUGGUGGUGCCCCAGAACCCGAAAUAUCCAAGAAUGCUGUGGUACGGGAAAGGCAGAUUGUACGUCGUCGCUCCGUGUUCUCCCCAGACGACGACAUUUUCGGAAACAAUUGGUCUUUGGAGAAGGAGAGCACCAGGCCACACACUCCCAGAACCCCAGACCGUGUGAGGGAAUUUCACACGCCGGACGGGGCAGUCGUUUCGUCUGUCAUCGCAGCCAUGGAGCAACAGCGAAGCCUACCCGGUCGCCGUCAGGAGUCACCUUUGAAGCCGUCCAAGGCGAAGCUCUUUUUCGACACGAACAGCCUUCAUGAGCUUGUCAGGCGCGCCAGCAGCGUUUUCCACACAUUGUCCGACAUUGUCCGCAAAGAAGAGCUUCUCUCGAUGAGCCCCCAAGCAACACCAACGAAGCUUGAUCGCAUCCGGCCCGGCCACGGUGGCAGCCCGGCCUUUACGCGUGUCUUCACGGACCCCGACACGAGUCCACCACGACACCUGGUUAGGAGCCAGAAGAGCCACUCACCACUGCCCCGCAACUCCCUAGACUCCGGUCUGAAUCAGCGCAUGCAGAUGAUGACCGUCAGCUAG
Diaporthe amygdali is the source of this 3054-nucleotide messenger RNA. RefSeq lists its product as uncharacterized. The transcript has 3 exons. Gene Ontology annotation, biological process: regulation of mitotic cytokinesis. NCBI's taxonomy places the organism in Eukaryota, Fungi, Ascomycota, Sordariomycetes, Diaporthales, Diaporthaceae. The coding region runs from base 1 to 3054 and encodes 1017 amino acids. The record is from RefSeq and is a predicted model, not a curated record. Gene Ontology annotation, molecular function: GTPase activator activity.